Molecule: messenger RNA, 1233 nt
Organism: Aspergillus wentii DTO 134E9
Lineage: Eukaryota; Fungi; Ascomycota; Eurotiomycetes; Eurotiales; Aspergillaceae
Product: M20 family metallopeptidase
Exons: 5
Coding region: 1-1233 (410 amino acids)
Molecular function (GO): dipeptidase activity
Source: RefSeq, a predicted model, not a curated record
AUGGCCAUCAUCACUAGUCACCAUAUCGACGACGUCAGAGAGUCUGUCAAUGACGCCCUGGCUUCGCUGCAGACUUCACUAAGAGAACUCAACAACCAAAUCUGGUCAAAUCCCGAAACAGCAUACCAGGAACAUCAAGCCCACGACGCCAUCUGCUCCUUUCUCGAAGCGCAAGGUUUCACUGUUACCCGCCAUGCAUACGGGCUACCCACCUCGUUCGAAGCCACCACCGGUUCCGGGGGGCGGCUGAUCAACUUCAACGCGGAAUACGAUGCGCUCCCUGAGAUUGGGCAUGCAUGUGGCCACAACCUUAUUACGACCAGCAGCAUGGCCGCCUUCUUGGCGCUCUCGUUUGCCUUGAAGAAGUUUGGAUUGCCCGGACGGACACAACUGCUGGGGACUCCGGCUGAGGAGAACGGGGGCGGAAAGGCCAAGUUGAUCGACGCGGGGGCGUACAAGGGUGUGGAUGUUUCCUUGAUGGCUCAUGCCGGUCCGAAACGUCUCUUCCCUGGUGUUGAAUCAGACGGGGUGGGUGGAGUUCUGAUGAAUGCUCGUAAGGAGAUACACUGCGAGUUCACUGGCAAGAGUGCCCAUGCCGGUGGCAAUCCAUGGGAGGGGGUGAAUGCGCUGGACGCGUUGGUGUCUUCAUACAACAACGUUGCUGUUCUGCGACAGCAAUUAUUGCCCGACCAGCGUAUUCAUUGUGCCUUUCUCGAUACACCCAAGGUGGCCAAUGUAAUUCCUUCACUCACCAAAGCGUAUUGGCAGGUUAGAAGUCCAACGCUGGGUGGACUGAAUAAGUUGAUGGCCAAAGUGCGGAAUUGCAUCGAGGCAGGGGCGCUGGCCACGGGGUGCAAGGUGGAUAUUGUCGAGAACGAACUAUACACCGAUAUCAAGCUGAAUGACACUCUCUGCGAGCGAUAUCAAGUGCAGAUGCAGAAAUACGGACGGAAUGUGUUGAAGAGCCAUGACAAAGUCCUGACAGGGUCUUCUGAUAUUGGCAACGUGAGCUAUAUCACGCCCACGCUCCACACCAUGUUUGCCAUUCCAGCCCCCGGUGGCUCCUUUCCCCAUCAUCCUUCAUUUGCUGCUGCUGCAGGGACGGACGAGGCGCAUGAAGAAGCAGUGAUUGUGGGGAAGUCGCUGGCGUUGAUCGGAUGGGAGAUGAUUACAGACGAUGCCAUGUUCGAGCAAGCUGUACAACAGUGGCAGCAGUCUAUACAGACAGAAUAG